AUGCCAGAAAAAGUGCUCGAUUUAUUUGAUCAAAUGAAUAUCCAACCUGAUCAAGUUGUUUUCAAUACUCUAUUUAGUGCUUGUGCUCGUGUUGCUAAUGAUCGUGCUAAAGAAAUUGGAAGAAAACUUCUUCAUCAAAUGCCUAAACAGUUUCAUAAUGAUAUUGUUUUACUCAAUUCAGCAAUAGAUAUGUUAAUGAAGUUUGGUGAUGUUGAAAAUGCUGAAAAUUUUUUCCAAACGAUGAAGAAAAAUAUCAUUACAUAUGGUGCUAUGAUGAAAGGAUACGUGGAAAAUAAUAUGAAUGAUAAAGCAUUAGAUUUAUUUGAACAAAUGCCAUUGAAUCCCAACAAUGUGAUUCAUAUCAUUGUUUUCAAUGCUUGUGCACAAAUUUUGAAUGGUCGUGGUGAAGAAAUUGGAAGAAAACUUCUUCAUCAAAUACCUAAACAUUUUCAUAAUGACAAUGUUUUACUCACUUCAGCAAUAGAUAUGUUAAUGAAGUUUGGUGAUGUUCAAAGUGCCGAGAAGCUAUUUCGAACGAUCAAGAAAAAAAUGUUGUGA
This is a messenger RNA of Rotaria sordida, 558 nucleotides long. NCBI's taxonomy places the organism in Eukaryota, Metazoa, Rotifera, Eurotatoria, Philodinida, Philodinidae. The record is from the annotation of a GenBank genome assembly.